AACGCUCAGAUACUCCUGUCCUGACCCAGGGAACAUUUGCUUGCCGUUGUGGGAGCAGAUGUGAGCUCCCUUGACUUUUGGCUUCACGUUCCCGUUUUUCCAUUCAAGGCUGGUUUUUAUUCUUCCAUAUCCGAUUGGACGGACUCGUAAUUCUUUACAGCGAUCAGGAAGCUGUGCAGGCUGUGGCUUAAGAAAGAAACAUGGCUUCCCAGGCUGAUCUGAUGGAGCUGGACAUGGCCAUGGAGCCCGACCGCAAGGCGGCCGUCAGCCACUGGCAGCAGCAGUCCUACCUGGACUCAGGCAUCCACUCGGGGGCCACCACCACAGCCCCGUCCCUCAGCGGCAAGGGCAACCCAGAGGAGGAAGACGUGGACAACCAGGUCCUCUACGACUGGGAGCAGGGCUUCAACCAGAACUUCUCCCAGGACCAAGUGCAAGACCUCGACGGGCAGUACGCCAUGACGCGCGCCCAGAGGGUGCGGGCGGCCAUGUUCCCCGAGACCCUCGAGGAGGGCAUGCAGAUCCCCACCACCCAGUACGACGGCGCCCACCCCACCAACGUCCAGAGGCUGGCGGAGCCCUCGCAGAUGCUGAAGCACGCCGUGGUCAACCUGAUCAACUACCAGGACGACGCCGAGCUAGCCACCCGCGCCAUCCCCGAGCUCACCAAGCUGCUCAACGACGAGGACCAGGUCGUGGUGAACAAAGCGGCCGUGAUGGUCCACCAGCUGUCCAAGAAGGAGGCGUCGCGCCACGCCAUCAUGCGCUCGCCGCAGAUGGUGUCGGCCAUCGUUCGGACCAUGCAGAACACCAACGACGUGGAGACGGCCCGCUGCACCGCCGGCACGCUCCACAACCUGUCCCACCACAGAGAGGGCCUGUUGGCCAUCUUCAAGUCCGGGGGCAUUCCCGCGCUCGUCAAGAUGCUAGGCUCCCCCGUGGACUCGGUGCUGUUCUACGCCAUCACCACCCUCCACAACCUGCUCCUGCACCAGGAGGGCGCCAAGAUGGCCGUCCGCUUGGCCGGCGGGCUCCAGAAAAUGGUGGCCCUCCUCAACAAGACCAACGUCAAAUUCCUGGCCAUCACCACCGACUGUCUCCAGAUCCUGGCCUACGGGAACCAGGAGAGCAAGUUGAUCAUCCUGGCCAGUGGCGGCCCCCAGGCGCUGGUGAACAUCAUGAGGACCUACACCUACGAGAAGCUGCUGUGGACCACAAGCCGAGUGCUCAAAGUGCUGUCCGUCUGCUCCAGCAAUAAGCCCGCCAUCGUCGAGGCCGGCGGCAUGCAGGCGCUGGGUCUCCACCUGACAGACCCCAGCCAGAGACUGGUCCAGAACUGUCUCUGGACUCUCAGGAACUUGUCAGACGCUGCCACCAAACAGGAGGGGAUGGAGGGCCUUCUGGGAACCCUGGUCCAGUUGCUAGGCAGCGACGACAUCAACGUCGUGACCUGCGCCGCCGGCAUCCUGUCCAACCUCACGUGCAACAACUACAAGAACAAGAUGAUGGUCUGCCAGGUGGGCGGGAUCGAGGCGCUGGUGCGCACGGUUCUCCGCGCCGGCGACCGGGAAGACAUCACGGAGCCCGCCAUCUGCGCCCUGCGUCACCUGACCUCCCGGCACCAGGACGCCGAGAUGGCCCAGAACGCCGUCCGGCUGCACUAUGGCCUGCCCGUGGUGGUGAAGCUGCUGCACCCGCCCUCACACUGGCCCCUCAUCAAGGCCACGGUGGGGCUCAUCCGGAACCUGGCGCUGUGCCCCGCCAACCACGCGCCCCUCAGGGAGCAGGGCGCCAUCCCCCGGCUGGUCCAGCUCCUGGUGAGAGCGCACCAGGACACUCAGAGACGCACCAGUAUGGGGGGCACGCAGCAACAGUUCGUGGAGGGGGUCCGUAUGGAGGAGAUCGUGGAGGGCUGCACAGGAGCGCUCCACAUCCUGGCCAGGGACGUCCACAACAGAAUAGUCAUCCGAGGACUCAACACCAUUCCACUCUUCGUACAGCUGCUGUACUCGCCCAUCGAGAACAUCCAGCGCGUGGCGGCCGGCGUGCUCUGUGAGCUGGCCCAGGACAAGGAGGCGGCGGAGGCCAUCGAGGCGGAGGGCGCCACCGCCCCGCUGACGGAGCUGCUGCACAGCCGCAACGAGGGCGUCGCCACCUACGCCGCCGCCGUGCUGUUCCGCAUGUCCGAGGACAAGCCCCAGGACUACAAGAAGAGGCUCUCCGUGGAGCUCACCAGCUCCCUCUUCAGAACAGAACCCAUGGCCUGGAACGAGACCGGAGAUCUGGGCCUGGACAUCGGAGCCCAGGGCGAACCUCUGGGGUACAGACAAGAAGACCCCAGCUACCGUUCCUUCCACACGGGGGGCUACGGCGGGGACACGAUGGGCCUGGAGCCCAUGAUGGAGCACGAGCUGGCCGGGGGGCACCACCCGGGCCAGGACUACGCCCCGGUGGAGGGUCUGCCCGACCUGGGCCACGCCCAGGACCUGAUGGACGGCCUGCCCCCUGGUGACUCCAACCAGCUGGCCUGGUUCGACACGGACCUGUAGACGGUACGCCAUGCGGACCGUCCUCACAACACUUUCUACUAGCUGUAUCAUGUGAUCUGGAUGAACCUGCAUUGUAAUUCGCCCACACCGAGGAGGCGGGGUUUCAGAAAGUGCCUGAAGACGACUGGACUCGAAGACGAGACACGGAGUCGCCCAGCUGCGACUCAACGGGGACAAACUAGAUGUGAAGUGCGCUUCUGGUGUCUCGGCCCAAGCUGUGGGCUCACUGAAAAUCCUGACAUGACGAAGAGAUGGAGCUCAAUUUUAAAAAGAACCCUUCUAUGUAUUUUUUUCUUUUUACUCUGUUGACCAUUUUAUUCAGAUUUUCCUUUUUUCGUUUUGUUUUUUGUCUGUAAUGGUACUGAUUCAAGCUUGCUUUAAGAUCAUUUCUUAUUAUAAUCCUCUUUGUUUUUUUUGCAGUACUUUGUAUCUUAAAUCUGGUAGUGUUGAGUUUUUCUAGUGCUGAUGCUCAAUCCAAGUAAAAAGGUUUUCGUUUUUUCCGUUCGCGUUUUUAAAUGGCGUCCACUAACACUAAGGAAAUUAAUCAGUUGAAUUGUAUUCAGAAGACAAAGUGUAACAUUGUGUAGCUUUUGUAUAAAAAAAAAA
Molecule: messenger RNA, 3155 nt
Organism: Gadus morhua (Atlantic cod)
Lineage: Eukaryota; Metazoa; Chordata; Actinopteri; Gadiformes; Gadidae
Gene: ctnnb1
Product: catenin (cadherin-associated protein), beta 1
Exons: 17
Coding region: 201-2549 (782 amino acids)
Biological process (GO): cell adhesion
Molecular function (GO): cadherin binding
Source: RefSeq, a predicted model, not a curated record